AUGUUAUAUCCAGCAACAGUUCUCAAAAACGCUGUUACUGAAUAUCAGUCUCAGGACUCAUACCAAGUGCUUCGCUUCUUGUUGAAAAGAGACGAUCAAGCUAUGUUAUACAAACGUGAUGAUGGACCCGUACAGUGCUCAGGUGAUAGCAACGAAUAUGAAGAUUAUGGUCAUAUGGGUGUCCGGAUUGGUGCAAUCUUUGUUAUUUUGGUCACAUCUUUGAUGGGUGUUUGGUUGCCUCUCACUUUGUCUCAUUUCAUGCGUAACCGACCAAAUGCUGUCAUCACAUAUUUUUACUUGUUUUGUCGUUAUUUCGGCUCUGGUGUCAUUUUGGCGACUGCUUUCAUUCACCUAUUAGCUCCUGCAUGCAAGAAACUUUACGAUCCUUGUUUAAGUGACUUAUUUGGCAGUUACGACUGGGCUCCUGUCGUACUUUCACGUUUUGUUGAAUGGAAGUACGGCAUGUCACAUUGUCACAGUCCCAAUCUAACCACUCAUAGCCAUAACCAUGAAGAAGAAGGCACAUACGGUAUUCAUUCCCAUGAACACUGCCAUGAUGACGUCGAAAACCGUCCUGGCAGUCCUAAAGAUUUCGAAGAUAUCAAGCUAAAGUCCCUUUCCAACACUGAAAAUAGUGAUUUGGUUUCCAUUGAAGGAUCUAGGAAAUCCUUACUUUAUCAGCAAAUUGGCGCUUUUCUCGUCUUGGAAUCCGGUAUUAUUUUACAUAGCGUAAUUAUUGGUUUGACUACAGCUAUCUCUGGUGGAGAAUUUAGAACUCUAUUCCCUGUUGUAGUCUUCCACCAGGCUUUUGAGGGCACCGGUUUAGGUGCUCGUCUUUCGGGUAUGGCUUGGGGUAAAGGAUUUAAUGCCCUACCAUGGAUUCUAGGAGGGACUUAUGCUAUAUUUACUCCUGUUGGUAUGGCUGCAGGUUUAGGCGCUCGCGAACACUGGAAUCCUCUUAGUCAUGGUACUUACGCUGCUCAAGGUGUCCUGGACGCUAUUUCUUCCGGUAUUCUAAUUUAUGCUGGCUUAGUUGAACUAUUGGCCCAAGAUUUUCUCUUCGAUCCUAAUAGAGAGCGCAACUGGAUCAAACUUAGCUUUCUUCUUCUAUGUGCGAUGGCCGGUACUGCUCUUAUGGCCCUGCUUGGAAAAUGGGCCUAG
Molecule: messenger RNA, 1161 nt
Organism: Schizosaccharomyces cryophilus OY26
Lineage: Eukaryota; Fungi; Ascomycota; Schizosaccharomycetes; Schizosaccharomycetales; Schizosaccharomycetaceae
Product: ZIP zinc transporter Zrt1
Exons: 2
Coding region: 1-1161 (386 amino acids)
Biological process (GO): zinc ion transmembrane transport
Cellular component (GO): plasma membrane
Molecular function (GO): zinc ion transmembrane transporter activity
Source: RefSeq, a predicted model, not a curated record